UGUGUGUGUAGCCGCCUUCAGCUCGCGCGAGUGUGUGUGUGUGUGUAGCCGCCUUCAGCUCGCGCGAGUGUGUGUGUGUGUAGCCGCCUUCAGCUCGCGCGCGUGUGUGGUUUACAAAGUGCAGGAUGAAUCCAGAAGAAAAGAGCACGUGCGCUAUAAGUAACAGCCCUGACAGCUCAGGAGGCUCUGAGACCAUGAAGAGACAGAACUACCUGGAGUGGUCUGAGUAUUUCAUGGCUGUCGCAUUUCUGUCUGCUCAGAGGAGCAAAGAUCCCAGCUCACAGGUGGGAGCGUGUAUUGUAAAUCAGGAGAAUAAGAUUGUGGGCAUCGGCUAUAACGGGAUGCCGAAUGGCUGUGAUGACGAUCUCAUGCCCUGGGCUCGCUCUGCUGAUGACAGACUGGACACUAAAUACCCCUAUGUGUGCCAUGCUGAAAUGAAUGCCAUCAUGAAUAAAAACUCUGCAGAUGUAAAAGGUUGCACCAUUUACGUUGCUCUGUUUCCUUGUAACGAGUGUGCUAAACUCAUCAUACAAUCAGGUAUAAAAGACGUGGUUUAUUUGUCAGAUAAAUACCACUGCACCCCAGAGAUGGAAGCUUCCAGAAGGCUGCUGGAUAUGGCGCGUAUCCCAUACAGACAGUUUCAUCCGAAGCGGAAGACGAUCGUUAUCGAUUUUGACUCCAUCGGUCCCUCUGUACAGCCUGAGUGUAACGGAGGCUGCACCCCGGCUCUAAACGACAAGCACUGAAACACCUAACAACAGAUACUGAAACACGGGUCUUCUAUAAGAUUACAUGUUUUAGAGACUUUAAAUUGUUCAAAUACUGAAAAUCACUGAUGUGUAAGUUACUGAGAUGUCCUGACAGGUGAGUACUGAAAUUCUAAUAUUCAGUGUUUCAGCGGACAUCACAGAAAACCUCCGUAUACGACUUUAUUAGUAUUAUUAUUUUAUUAAUAUACCAAAAAUGUGAAACACGACAAUGUCAGUGGACUAGUAAAGAAAACACACCUGAAUAAUCAAGUGUAAGUGUAAUAAUGAAUGUUCCUCAGGUGCUGAGACACAAAAAGAGACUUAAAUCAAGUGGCACUGAAAUAGAAGUUACUGAAACAUCAUUAUUAAAGUGCUGAUGUCUUUCAGACAAAUCAAUCCUCACUACACUAAUAAUUUAUACAGAUACUUUAAUAAAAAAUAGUCAUAUCUGGGAGUUAAUCGCACCUGUUACAUUUCAGUAUUUCGGUAUUUAAAGUGAUUUAAACUGAAACGUCACCAAAGUUUGAGCUGCUCGGUGAAAUGGAAGCUUUCAAAAAUACAGAAACGCAACCACAAUCAGGUUUUCCCCUGCUUUCUCUUCUGUGAAGGAGUCAGCUAUCAGCUCUGCGAUCAACACGUAAAAUACCCUCUGACUCGCGUAUAUAGUUUAAAACGAGUUAAAACUCUUUAAUAUAUUAGUUAACCUUUCUUUCCAAUUGGUGUGAUGUGAGCAAAUAUUCUUCUUCUUAUUACUAUUCAACAUCUUCCUCUCUCGUAAUGUUUGUCAUUUAUAAUUGUUCUUUUUAAUACGACUGCAUAUUAAAUAUAUUAUGAGGUGUGUUGGGUUUAGAGAUGUGAAGCUGUAAAGCAACACGAUGCUGUAGCUAAACUCUGAUUGUUCUGGAUUAAAUAUAUUAAGAGAA
This is a messenger RNA of Tachysurus fulvidraco (yellow catfish), 1672 nucleotides long. It is a transcript of the gene dctd, whose product is annotated as dCMP deaminase. Gene Ontology annotation, biological process: dTMP biosynthetic process; dUMP biosynthetic process. The record is from RefSeq and is a predicted model, not a curated record. Lineage: Eukaryota; Metazoa; Chordata; Actinopteri; Siluriformes; Bagridae. The transcript has 6 exons. Gene Ontology annotation, molecular function: zinc ion binding; dCMP deaminase activity. The coding region runs from base 126 to 746 and encodes 206 amino acids. Gene Ontology annotation, cellular component: cytoplasm.